Messenger RNA from Knipowitschia caucasica, 1332 nucleotides. The record is from the annotation of a GenBank genome assembly. NCBI's taxonomy places the organism in Eukaryota, Metazoa, Chordata, Actinopteri, Gobiiformes, Gobiidae.
AUGUCGGACAUGGAAGACGAUUUCAUGUGCGACGACGAAGAAGAUUAUGACCUGGAAUAUUCAGAGGACAGCAACUCAGAGCCAAAUGUGGACCUGGAAAACCAGUACUACAACUCCAAAGCCCUGAAAGAAGACGACCCCAAAGCAGCACUCAGCAGUUUCCAGAAGGUGUUGGAGUUGGAAGGAGAGAAGGGCGAGUGGGGAUUCAAAGCACUGAAACAGAUGAUCAAAAUUAACUUCAAGCUGACUAAUUUUCCAGAGAUGAUGAACAGGUACAAGCAGCUGCUCACAUACAUCCGGAGCGCGGUCACAAGAAACUAUUCUGAAAAAUCUAUCAACUCCAUACUGGAUUACAUCUCUACCUCCAAACAGAUGGACCUGCUGCAGGAGUUUUAUGAAACCACGUUGGAGGCUUUGAAAGAUGCAAAGAACGACAGACUAUGGUUUAAAACUAACACAAAGUUGGGUAAAUUGUAUCUGGAGAGAGAAGAAUAUGGAAAACUACAAAAGAUCCUUAGGCAGCUUCACCAGUCAUGUCAAACGGACGAUGGGGAGGACGACUUGAAGAAAGGCACACAGCUGCUGGAGAUAUACGCUUUGGAAAUACAGAUGUACACGGCACAAAAGAACAACAAGAAACUGAAAGCUUUGUACGAGCAGUCGCUUCACAUCAAGUCCGCCAUCCCCCAUCCGCUUAUUAUGGGAGUUAUUAGAGAGUGUGGGGGAAAGAUGCAUCUGCGGGAGGGCGAGUUUGAGAAGGCGCACACAGACUUCUUUGAGGCCUUUAAGAACUACGACGAGUCCGGGAGCCCGCGCCGGACAACAUGUCUGAAGUAUCUGGUGCUCGCCAACAUGCUCAUGAAGUCUGGGAUCAACCCUUUUGACUCCCAAGAGGCCAAACCUUACAAAAAUGACCCAGAGAUUCUAGCUAUGACAAAUUUAGUAAGCGCUUAUCAGAACAACGACAUCACUGAAUUUGAGAAGAUCUUGAAAACAAAUCACAGCAACAUAAUGGACGAUCCGUUCAUCCGAGAGCACAUAGAGGAGCUGCUGAGAAACAUUAGGACUCAAGUACUUAUCAAACUCAUCAAGCCUUACACGAGAAUACACAUCCCUUUCAUUUCAAAGGAGCUGAAUAUUGAUGUUUGUGACGUGGAGAGUUUGCUGGUGCAGUGUAUCUUGGAUAACACCAUCCACGGCAGAAUCGAUCAGGUCAACCAACUCCUGGAGCUGGACUAUCAGAAGAGAGGAGGUGCGCGCUACACGGCUUUAGACAAAUGGACAAAUCAGCUGAACUCUCUCAACCAAGCCAUUGUCAGCAAGCUCACAUGA